Molecule: messenger RNA, 5286 nt
Organism: Etheostoma cragini (Arkansas darter)
Lineage: Eukaryota; Metazoa; Chordata; Actinopteri; Perciformes; Percidae
Gene: sin3b
Product: SIN3 transcription regulator family member B
Exons: 19
Coding region: 403-4224 (1273 amino acids)
Biological process (GO): negative regulation of transcription by RNA polymerase II
Cellular component (GO): chromatin
Molecular function (GO): transcription corepressor activity
Source: RefSeq, a predicted model, not a curated record
UUCAAUUUUUCACUCCUACUCUGGCUUCCGGACGCCAAGACAGACCGCUGCCGCCGAAUUUAAAGAGACAGGCGAUAGUUAUUUUAAAUACGAUAAACGGCAACCAUUGUCCCUUAGCUUAUUUCCUGACGCUUCUCGUCUAAGCUUGUUUAAAUCGAUGGGGAUGUUUGCUCAAAGUCGCAGCGAGUAGCAGCUUGUCUGUCAUUGCGCUCCACUCUGCUGGAUUCUCCGUCCUUUUGCGCUGUAGCGAGACUGUCCAGCUAGGCAAAGUAGGGUUGCUUGCUGGCAGGCUGGCUUCCCGACCGACAAGAAGGUUUGUCGGGUAGCCAACAACUGGAGGUAACACCGAAGCUUCCCUCUCAAGUUGUGGUGGUGGCUCACAAGCCUCCUGUCGCCGGGAUAAUGGCGAAGAUUCAGGCGCACAGCACCGCGAAGCAAAUAAACCAAAUUCAAGACAAGCCUUACGUUAUAACACAAAAGCAAGUGCAGCAGCAGCACUUCCAGAAGCUGAAGGUUGAAGAUGCCUUGUCAUAUCUGGACCAAGUCAAAAUUCGUUUUGCAAAUGAUCCUGGAAUAUACAACAAGUUUCUGGACAUCAUGAAAGAGUUCAAGUCACAGAGCAUUGACACACCAGGGGUGAUAAACCGCGUGUCACAGCUCUUCCAUGGACACCCAGACCUAGUCUUGGGCUUUAAUGCCUUCCUACCACCGGGGUAUCGGAUAGAGGUCCCAAAGAAUGGGGUGGCUUUUCUCCAGUCUCCGUUCUCCUCACAGGUAUCCCCAAGCCAGCAGGGGAAGUGUGUCACCACCUCUGCAGUGACCGUAACCUCAGGUAGUGCCUCUGCUGCCAACAUUGAAGCUGGAUCUGCGCAGACCAGUGAAGUCAAGGCGGCUCCAUCAGAUUCCCUGUCCUCCUCAACUCCAGCAGGACCUCCGGAGGCCCCCACCCGUCUUUCUCUUCCCCUGACUAGCAGAGAGAGCCAGAAUCAGGCGACCACCUCGUCUGUAUCACCACCUGCCUCAGAGACAAGCCCCGUAGAGUUUGACAGUGCCAUCAGCUAUGUAAAUAAGAUUAAAAACCGCUUUCUGGAUCACCCAGAGAUCUACAGAGCCUUCCUAGAGAUUCUUCACACAUAUCAGAAGGAGCAGUUGGAGGUGAAGGAAAGUCGAGGCGGCCGAGGCAGUAGUGGGAUGACCGAAGAUGAGGUGUUUUCUAAAGUUGCCAGUCUUUUCAAGGGGCAAGAAGACCUGCUGGCUGAGUUUGGGCAAUUCUUACCUGAUGCCAAGAGAUCAUUGUUUACAGGGAGCUCAUUGACAGGAGGGAAAGAACAGUUGAAAAGGCCGGAGGAGGACGACGCGAUAACCAAACAGAACAAAAAGAGGCCCAGGCCCAUACUACUGCAGCACAUGUCCCCACUGCUCAAGAAGAAAAUGAAGUAUUCCUGUACCAAAGAUCAGUCCUUUGCUUCAGUUGGCAAACAUGGAGUCUUAAGAGAAUUCUCCUUCUUUGAUAAGGUGCGGCGCCUGUUUAAAAGCCAGGAGGUGUAUGAGAACUUCCUGCGCUGCAUUGCCUUGUUUAAUCAGGAAGUAGUUUCGGGAGCGGAGCUUCUACAGCUAGUCACUCCUUUCCUGGGGAAGUUUCCCGAACUGUACACACAGUUUAAGUCAUUUCUGGGGGACAAAGAGCUCUCUCAUGCUAUGUCAGGGCUGUCAGAUCGCUACAUGGAGGGGGGAGGGGGCAGGGAGGUGGAUUAUGCCUCCUGCAAGCGCCUGGGAUCCAGCUACAGAGCACUGCCCAAGACCUACCAGCAGCCUAAAUGCAGUGGGCGCACUGCCCUUUGCAAGGAGGUGUUGAACGACACCUGGGUGUCAUUUCCUUCUUGGUCAGAGGACUCCACCUUUGCCAGCUCGAAGAAGACUCCUUAUGAGGAGCAGCUGCAUCGCUGUGAGGACGAAAGAUUUGAGUUGGAUGUGGUUCUGGAGACCAAUCUGGCCACUAUCAGGGUGCUGGAGAGUGUCCAGAAGAAGCUCUCCCGUCUUUCCCCAGAGGACCAGGACCGAUUCAGAUUAGACGACUGCCUGGGCGGCACCUCUGAGGUCAUUCAGCGUCGUGCGGUGUAUCGUAUCUAUGGUGACAAAGCCCCUGAGAUCAUCGAGGGACUGAAGAGGAGUCCUGCUACCGCUGUGCCUGUGGUGCUCAAGAGGUUGAAAGCCAAGGAAGACGAGUGGAGAGAGGCCCAGCAGGGUUUCAAUAAGAUUUGGAGGGAGCAGUACGAGAAGGCCUACCUGAAGUCCCUUGACCACCAAGGAGUCAACUUCAAACAGAAUGACAUGAAGGCCCUGCGGUCAAAGAGCCUUCUCAAUGAGAUUGAGAGUGUCUACGAUGAGCGUCAGGAGCAGAGCACAGAAGAGGGUGGAGUUGGCCAGCAGAACCGCAAUGGCUCAGGUGCGGCCUUGUCAAGCGAGCCUCACAUGGUGUUUAUGUACGAGGACAAACAGAUCCUGGAGGACGCUGCCUCGCUCAUCAUCUACCAUGUCAAACGUCAGCCCACCAUCCACAAAGAGGACAAGGACCACAUCAAGCGCAUCAUUCAGCACUUUGUCCCCGACCUGUACUUCUCCCGCCGCGGCGAGCUCAGUGAUACUGAAGACUGGACAGAUGAGGAGGUUGAGCCUGAGGAGGGUGCAGAGCGAGCGCUAGGAGUUGGAGCAGCACCACUACUACCACCACCACCAGCAGGAGCCGGAGGAAAUGUUAAUUCUAACAAUACAUCAGGAGCAACAGCAGCCACGGGGAGUCAGUCUCAACCCCAACCUGCCCUGUCCCAACCUCAGCAGCUCAAUGGUGAGUCGAGGCGGAGGCGCUGCAGCCCAUCCCAACCUGCAGACACAGAGGCCUCCACCACCUCAAGUAGCACGAGCCAGCCUGCAGGGACUGCCUCAUCCACCCCUGCGUCUACGCCCAUGGAGACGGGCUUAGGUGCACCUGGGGAGAAAGUGGACCUGCGCGACCCUGAAGCAGAGCACCAGAAAGAGCUGGACGGUGUCUACAACCUUUUCUUCGUCAACAACAACUGGUAUUUCUUCUUGCGACUGCACCAGACCCUGUGUACGCGCCUGCUGCGGGUCUACCGGCAGGCAGAGCGGCAGCUGCUGGAGCACCGAGCUGAGCAGAGCAGGGAGAGGCUGCUGAUGGCCGAGGGAAGGAGAGAAAAAGCUUGUGACCUCGCCAUGGAGCUCCGCCUCAAACAGCCCAGUGAGGUGGAGUUAGAGGAGUACUACCCUGCCUUCCUGGAUAUGGUGCGCAGCCUGCUAGAUGGCAAUCUGGACUCCACACAGUAUGAAGACACACUGAGAGAGAUGUUCACCAUCCACGCUUACAUCGGCUUCACCAUCGACAAGGUCAUCCACAACAUCAUUCGGCAGCUACAGCACCUAGUGAGCGACGAGGUGUGUCUGCAGGUGGUUGAUCUUUACCUGGCUGAGAGGAAGAGGGGGGCAGCGGGGGGUAACCUGUCCUCGCAGUGUGUUAGAGCAGCCUGGGAGACCAGCUACCAGUGGAAAGCUGAGAGAGUCAUGGCUGAAGAGAACUGUUUCAAGGUGAUGUUUCUCCAAAACAAUGGUCGUGUGACGAUGACCAUUGAGCUGCUGGACACUGAGGAGGCCCAGGCUGAUGACCCGUUAGAUGUACAGUGCCUGUCGAGCUACAUGGAGCAGUUUGUAGGAACUGAGUCCAGUCUGUGUUCGCAAGCCGAGGGCUACUUCUUCAAACCUGUAUUCCUGCCCAGGAACCUGCGUCGUUUCCGUCGCUGGCAGGUGCGGCAGGUGGAGGCGAUGCGCUGCAGGAGAGAGUGGCACCGCCAGCUGGGCGUGGAGAACGCCGGGAGUCUGGACUGUCGAUUUAAACUCAACACUCACAAGAUGGUGUUUGUCAUGAACUCUGAGGAUUACAUGUACCGCAGAGGAGCACUCGUCAAGGCCAGGAAGUCGCAGCACAGAGUGGCAGCAAGCCAGCAUGAACGCUUUGACAAGUGGCACCAGGGCUGGCUGGCCAAUCACGUUACGGCCUCGGCUGGACGCUCCGUGCAGAACUGGCUAAUGGGCGAGGAGGAAGAGGACAUGAUCCCCUGCAAGACUACCUGCCUAUCGACUGAGGUGAAAGGGCAAACGGUGAACAGAUACCAAGUUCAUUACAGCGGUAGCAAAGCCCCAGCCUCCCCGUAGAGAUAGACAUACUGUACACACACACAGGUAAAUGCAUGGACGUACAGGACAUUCAUACACUAAAUACAGACAUAAACCGCUGCAGUCCCACUUCUCCACCUUCCUCCACUACAUGUCCACUCAUUCACUUUCACUGAUGGAUGAAGAAACACAGUGCAGACUCUGGACUGUUAAUACCAGUGGACAGUGAGUCAGUGAAUGAGUGCACAGUGAGAGGAGUGAUGACAUGGAGAAAAAGGACCAACACAGACAGUGAAGUAACCAGUGAAACUAAACUCGGCCCUGAUUGAUGGCACGAGUCGGACGUGACGGCACAAACGGAGCUCAUCAUCCUCAGUAUCCUCAUCAUCAUUAUUCUUCUAGCUUCUCUGGUGGCACUAAAAGUUGAUGGACACAGUUGAUCAGGUGAGAAGUUAUGAGAUCAUGAAAUUUGUUUCAGAAAUGUGAAUGUCUGUUUAUUUUUCUUCUUUUUUUAAGUCAAGUGUAGUUUUUAGCUUCUAAAUCCAGAGAGCCUUCUGUUGGUUGGUUGGUUUAUGCGUGUUUAUAUGGAGAGACAAUGGUAAACGUGUGUAUGUAUGUGUAUCCUGCUCUCUUCAUUUUGUCUGUUUGUAUGCCCAGUACAGGCUCUACAACUCUAGUAAUUGCAUUGUUACUGUAUGUGCAUAUAUAUAUAUAUAUAACAGGGAUCCUGUAUUUUUAUAUAUGCAUCUACAUGAGUUGAUACAUUUGAGAUCAUGUUGUUCUUUACAGUGUUUGCUGUCAGCCAACUCUUGAUGUUUUGCAUUUUUAUUUUUAUUUUUUUUCCUUUUUUUGUGUUGUAGCUAAACAAGUUAUCAACAAGGCAACAAGGAGACCUUAAAUUAAUUGGUUAAAUAUGGAGGACGCAGUCAAAUUAUGUAUCAUAUUCAUGAUACUAAAUGUUUACUUUGUAUUGUCUUUUUUUUGGCAUACUGACAUUGAAAAUAAAAGCAAAAUAUCAGUGUUAAAAUAGAAUGUAUAACAUUUAUCCUGUAUCAGUUAUCAUAAAAUAAACAACCUAGUUGUGACCUUCUUAGAUGUUGA